Molecule: messenger RNA, 8410 nt
Organism: Sphaeramia orbicularis (orbiculate cardinalfish)
Lineage: Eukaryota; Metazoa; Chordata; Actinopteri; Kurtiformes; Apogonidae
Gene: rapgef2b
Product: Rap guanine nucleotide exchange factor 2b
Exons: 30
Coding region: 635-5572 (1645 amino acids)
Biological process (GO): small GTPase-mediated signal transduction
Molecular function (GO): protein binding; guanyl-nucleotide exchange factor activity
Source: RefSeq, a predicted model, not a curated record
ACCGUGGCGUGUCAGUCACCAUGGUGGCAUACAACAGAGUACAGCGGCGGACCUCUCCUCACUGUUAGACCCGUUAAAAAAUGCUCAUUUAAGGCGUUUUCUAAGUGAGCGGACCGGGGUCUGCCUCUGGUAAUGGGCUCCAGGCUGCCGUGGACCGGUUAACCAUUAGCUGCUAGCUUACUUUGUGUGUUUCGGCGGUUCUCCAUGGGAUUUCUUUUCGUCGCUAGCAGAAUGCUGAAGAGACAAGGAAUAGCUUUGAUGAACGCUGUGUUGAAUAGAGGGACAGUUUUACAUUUAAGAGAAUAAUUCUAACAGCGUGUUUGUGGGACGGCUUUUUUUUUUUUUUUUUUUUUGACAGAAGUUGGGACCGGUGCUAGCGGCGGUGGCACUCCCCGUCUCGGGCCGGGCGUUAAGAAAGAGACACCCCGAGUAGACUCCUCGGCUGUCGGGCUCAAGUCGUGGCCUGGCUCCGGGCACUCCCAGCUCAUCCGUUAGCCUCGGAACACAGCCGACAACAAAACACCAAGACAGCAGAGGACUUCUUUUGUAUUUAUCUCCACUUGUGGAUAUUUAUAACUGAGUAUUUUGUAGGUUAACGGGUCCAGUAUCCCUUCAGGCGGCGUCUUCCAAAACAAUGGCGUCUUAUGUGGAUAACAGCUUUCGACAGGCUGUGAUGAUGAAUCCGGCUGAGAGGACGCAACAGGACCUGGAGAUUGUCUACUCUUAUCUCCAUGGAAUGGAGGCCUUGUCCAACCUCAGAGAGCACCAGCUGAGGAUAAUGUGUGAGACGGUGCGCUACGAAAGACACGAGGCCAACGAAGUGCUUUACUACCCUGACGACAUCGGAAGCUGUUGGUACAUCCUGUUGUCCGGCUCCGUCUUCAUUAAGGAAUCCAUGUUUCUGCCCAGAAGCAGUUUUGGGAAGCGAUCGGCAGGCAGCCUACGACGCGGAUGUGAGUGUAUUGUCCUGGAACCUUCAGAGAUGAUUGUGGUGGACUAUAUGGAUGAAAAUGAGGAGUACUUUCAGCGGCAAGCCUCGCACAGACAGUCCCGCCGGCGCUUUCGGAAGAUCAACCAGAAAGGGGAGAGGCAGACAAUCAUCGACACCGUGGAUCCGUACCCCACCGGAAAGCCGCCUAUAGGUCGGGGAUACCACACGCUCCCCGCAGACUUCAGCAGACUUCACCUGGCCGACGGCUUGCACCCACAGGUGACCCACGUGUCCUCCAGCCACUCAGGAUGUAGUAUCACCAGCGACUCUGGAAGCAGCAGCCUGUCAGACAUUUACCAGGCCACAGAAAACGAGCCAGGUGACAUGGACCUGAGUGGCCUACCAGAGACCGCGGUCGACUCCGAGGAGGACGACGAUGAGGAGGACAUUGAGCGAGCGUCGGACCCCCUCAUGAGCCGGGACAUUGUACGGGACUGUCUGGAGAAGGACCCGAUGGACAGGACUGACGAUGACAUAGAGCAAUUACUGGAGUUCAUGCAUCAACUGCCAGCAUUUGCCAACAUGACCAUGUCAGUGAGGAGGGAACUCUGUGCUGUCAUGGUUUUCGCUGUGGUCGAGCGCGCUGGCACCAUCGUUCUCAACGAUGGAGAAGAGUUGGACUCCUGGUCUGUGAUCCUCAACGGGUCGGUGGAGGUGACGUACCCUGACAGCCGGACAGAGAUCCUGUGUAUGGGGAACAGUUUUGGGGUGUCACCAACUAUGGAAAAGGAAUACAUGAAGGGAGUGAUGAAGACCAAGGUGGACGACUGCCAGUUUGUGUGUAUAGCCCAGCAGGACUACUGCUGCAUCCUCAACCAGGUGGAGAAGAACAUGCAGAAGGUGGAGGAGGAAGGAGAAAUUGUUAUGGUGAAGGAACACCGUGAGCUCGACCGCACGGGAACCAGGAAAGGACACAUCGUCAUCAAGGGCACACCAGAGCGUCUCACCAUGCACCUUGUGGAGGAGCACUCAGUUGUGGAUCCCACCUACAUCGAGGACUUCCUGUUGACCUACAGGACCUUCCUCUCCAGCCCCAUGGUCGUGGGCAAGAAGCUCCUGGAGUGGUUCCACGACCCCAGUCUCAGGGACAAGGUUACACGGGUAGUCUUGCUGUGGGUAAACAAUCACUUCAAUGACUUUGAGGGUGACCCUGCCAUGACUCACUUUCUGGAAGAGUUUGAAAACAAUCUGGAGAAAGAAAAAAUGUGUGGGCACCUCAGACUGUUAAAUAUUGCAUGUGCUGCUAAAGCCAAGCCACGGCUGGUGACACUGACCAAGCCGUCCAGGGAGGCUCCGCUGGCCUUCAGCCUUCUCGGAGGUCAGGAGAAAGGCUUCCGCAUCUUCAUCGAUGCCGUGGAGUCGGGGAGCAAGGCAGCAGAGGCUGGCCUUAAACGAGGAGAUCAGAUCUUGGAGGUGAAUGGGCAGAACUUCGAAAAUGUCCAGCUCAGCAAAGCCAAUGAGAUACUGAAGAACAACACUCACUUGUCCAUAACUGUGAAAACAAAUCUUUUAGUGUUCAAAGAGCUGCUAACCAGGCCAGAACAUGACCACGACAUGGACGGCGAGGAGGAACACGACAGAAAGAAUGGAGCGCCGCACCUUCCCAAGAUCGGAGACAUCAAAAAGGCCAGCCGAUACUCCAUCCCUGACCUGGCAGUGGACGUGGAGCAGGUGAUGGGCCUGGAGAAGGUCAGCAAGAAGGCAAAGACCAACACAGUGGGAGGACGCAACAAGCUGAAGAAGAUAUUCGACAAGACGCUCACCAGCAUCCUGCCUCCGAAACCAUACAAUGACGUCUGCGUGGGCCAAUCGCAGGACGACAGCAUAGUGGGGAUGAAGCAGUCGAAACAGAUCCCACCAGCCCUGCCUGUCAGUGGCAACCUGUCCUCAUCAAACCCAGACCUUUUACAGUCGCACCACCGUAUCCUCGACUUCAACAACCAGCCUGUCCCGUUCAUUCUGAAUAUGUCAGACCAGGUAUUACGAGUUUUCAAGGCGGACCAGCAGUCUCGAUAUAUCAUGAUCGGGAAGGACACGACGGCGAAGGAGGUGGUGGUUCAGGCAAUCCGGGAGUUCGCGCUGACCGCAGCAGCCGAGGCUUAUUCUCUGUGCGAGGUGUCCGUCACACCAGAGGGCGUCAUCAAACAGAGGCGGUUACCAGACCAGCUUUCUAAACUCGCCGACAGGAUUCAACUGAGCGGCAGAUACUACCUAAAAAGCAACAUGGAGACGGAGACGUUAUGUUCAGACGAGGACGCCCAGGACCUGCUGCGAGAAGGACAGAUCUCCCUGUUGCAGCUGAGCACCGUGGAGGUGGCCACCCAGCUCUCCAUGAGGGCCUUCGAACUGUUCUGCGCCAUCGAGCCCACUGAAUACAUCGACGACCUGUUCAAGCUGCGCUCCAAGACGGGCUCGGCCAGCCUCAAGCGCUUCGAGGAGGCCAUCAACCACGAGACCUUCUGGGUGGCCACGGAGGUGACGCGGGAACCCAACCAGCUCAAACGCAUGAAGACCAUCAAGCACUUCAUCAAGAUCGCACUGCACUGCCGCGAGUGCAAGAACUUCAACUCCAUGUUCGCCAUCAUCAGCGGUCUGAACCUCGCCCCGGUGUCGAGGCUACGAGGAACGUGGGAGAAGCUGCCGAGCAAAUAUGAGAAGCUCUUCGGGGACCUGCAGGACCUGUUCGACCCCUCCAGAAACAUGGCCAAGUACAGAAAUGUCCUUAACAAUCAGAACCUCCAGCCCCCAAUCAUCCCUCUGUUCCCCGUCAUCAAGAAGGACCUCACCUUCCUACAUGAAGGUAAUGAUUCUAAAGUGGACGGCCUGGUGAACUUUGAAAAGCUGAGGAUGAUUGCCAAAGAAAUCCGCCAUGUCGGUCGCAUGGCCUCCGUCAACAUGGACCCAGCCCUCAUGUUCCGGACGAGGAAGAAGAAAUGGAGAAGUUUAGGGUCCCUAAGCCAGGGCAGCGCCAAUGCGGCAGUCCUCGACGUCACCCAGACAGGUGGGCACAAGAAGAGGGUGCGACGCAGCUCCUUCCUGAACGCCAAAAAGCUUUACGAGGACGCCCAGAUGGCCAGGAAGGUCAAACAGUACCUGUCCAACCUCAGCCUGGAAACGAACGAGGAGAGUUUGCAAACACUCUCGUUACAGUGUGAACCCUCCAUUAACACAUUGCCCAAGAAUGCCGGUGGGAAGCGACCAGACACUUCUCCAGUGGUGUCCAGAGCUGCCAGCCAACAGAGGGGCCAGCUGGCCAAAGGAAACCAGGCCCUCCAGGUCCCAGCUGUGGCCCUCUACCCAUCCCGCAAGAAAGUGCCAGUGAAGGAUCUGCCGCCUUUUGGCACCAGUUCCCCCCAGUCGCUGAAGAAGAUUCUGUCUCUGUCAGAGGAGGGGAGCGACAGGCACCGGAGGCAGCCAGAGGACACCGUGUCCAACGCCUCCUCCCAGCUCUCCUCCCCUCCCACCUCCCCCCAGAGCUCGCCCAAGAAGGGUUACAGUAGAAUGGGAGACGCCUACUCCGACUCCGGUCACAGCGAGAUCUCCUCUCGCUCCAGUCUAGUCAGUAACUCUUCGUUCGACAUGGCCCAGGAGGAGAGGAGACUUCGGCACUCCGGGGUCGGGGACUCCCACCUCGGGGGUCCGCGGCUGGAACGACGAGCCACCACCGACCCCGACCAGUACAGCAUCGGAUCAUAUUCAUCGAUGCAGGACUGUCGGGGCAUUUACGCCGGCUGCCCUACAGUUCUCUCCUCGCCAAGUUCAGAAGAGUUGACCCAAGACCAGGGCGACCGCGUGUCCCUGGACGCUGCCGACAGCGGCCGUGGCUCCUGGACGUCCUGCUCCUCCGGUUCCCACGACAACAUCCAGACCAUGCAGCAGGGACGCAGCUGGGAGACGCUGGCGUUCGGAGGAGGUGGAGGCGGCAGCAUCCCCCCCGGCGGACCGGAGGCCUUACUGGGAGGACCCGCCGCACUGUGGGCGGCCCAGGCCAGGGGCAGCUGGGCGUCGGCCAGCUCCUCCUCAUCCUCGGCCGCGUACUGGGGGGAGGACUCCGAGGGAGACACUGGCACCAUCAAGAGGAGAGGGGGGAAGGACGUAAAUGCCGACCCAGAGACAAGUAGCAUCACAUCCACCGGGUCGGAGGAGGCCAAGCAUCUCGGCAGACCCUCGCCGUCGCCGAUCACCGCUGGGGGUAAAGGCCUCAUCUCUCGGAAAGAGGGCCGUUACCGCGAGCCCCCUCCGACUCCGCCCGGCUACACGGCGCUGACCAUCUCGGACCUCGCCGAAGGACAGCACCCCAGCCCGUCUGUUCCCACGUCCACGGCCGGCCACUCAGGCCGCCGGCCACCGGACUACACCACGGCCCUGCAGCGCUCUCGCAUGGUCACACAGUCGCCCGACUCGCACCAGGCCCACCAGAGCGCCAAGCAACGGGCGGGUGGGCUCCACCGCACCCGCUCGCCGGCCGAGGAACAAGAGGCCGAGGAGGAAGAGGAGGGUGAGUCCUUGUCUUCCAAACUAGUCGCUCUGAGGAAGCCAAAGCCAGUGGCACAGCACACACCCGAGACUCCCAGACCAUGAGAGUGUGUGUACGGGGGUUAACAGGCAGGGCCCCUCUCCCGAGGCAGAGGACGAACAGGUGUCUGCGGUCUGAGGGACACCGGUGGACGCCCUUUUUGCAGUAACUUGAAGUCCCCCUCCGUCAGGGUGGGCGGGAUUAAAGAGACUGACUGACAGACAGACAGACCAAUAGAUCAUCAUCAGUUACAUACGUGCCUGCCUCCUCCACUCGGCUCUCCCUCGUGUUCAGUGGAUUUACUGCUCAUCUCCCUCCCCUGCCUUAAAGCAUCAUGGGAGGUUGAAUGACCCUGCAUUAAAAAAAAAAGCAAAACAGAAAAAAAAUACUGUGAAGAAGACGAGACGGAGAGAAGGUCAAAGACGAUGAUAAAAUACCUGGCACUUUGGACAAAAAAAACAAACAAAAAAAAAGACUACAGAGACGAAUCCUGCGUCGUGGGCUCGGAAACGGAAAACACACAAAAACCACAAAGAUGUCGCUGUUAGGAAACAGGAUGGACUCCUGGCACCCGCAAACAUGCGGUGACAAAACCCACCUUUUCACACAGCGGUGUCAUGACGUGUUGAGCUUCAUCUGCACUUUCUCAUUUUUCUAAAAAAGAAAAAACCGAACAAAAUAAAAACAGACUUUUGUUUGAAGACGGAGAGAAACCACGGUUGACUUGACUCUUAAUUUUCAACUUCCCACUAGAUUUCUUUUUGUCGUUGCUCUUUAUUUUUUUAUUUUUAAUGUUUUUGUUUUUGUUUUGUUUUUUUUGUUUUGUUUGUUUUUGUUUUUUGUUUUUUCGACUGAUUGCACUCUGGGGGCCGAAAAGAGAAACCAAGUCAGCCCAUUUCUCUGCCUGGACUGAAGCUAACAGUGGUUGAACUCUAAAUCCAGUAUUAUCUCGUGUGUCACAUGUGAAAGCUUAUCGAGAGUUGGUUCGAGUCGAAGCUAAAGCGGGAUUCGAGUCAGUAGAACCAACACGCACAAUGUACUGACACACACAUACACAGUACAUGUUAUGUACUAGCUCAUACACAAGUCAUUUCUUUAAAAAAAAAAAAAAAUAGCACUUUCAGCACAAUCCUCGAUGUUACCAGGCAUUUGAAUAGCAGGGUAUGAGUUGAGCAUAUCUUCCCGUCAGAGCCCGUCUGGUUUAUAUCGCAGUCAUCGUACCUGUUGUUCGCUGUUAGAUUGAGAGCAUAAGGUUUUGUCACUGGCCUGUUUUUUAGGCGAUUAUCAAAAAGCACAGAGGUGAUUGAGCCCCUUCCGCCAAGAAUCCGAGGUUCACCAAGUCACAAAAACAACGCAGCCGCAGAAGACGCAGUUCCAUCCUCCCACCCUAAACUUACAAUCUCAUGUCAGGUAUGGAAUCGAAUCAGACGAGUUUAGUAAUCAGACUGUUUUCUAAUCAGCAGUGUUCGGAGGAAAAUCCCAGAAAUGUUGCCUCUCGUCCCUUUCGUUUUCGAUCCGAAGGGGUUCCAGACUGAGCAGGACGCCAAACAUCAGCAGACGCCCCGUCAGAUUUCACUUUUCUUUCCGCUGCCAAUGUGUAAAUUGUGAGUGUGCUGUUAAAUAUCUACCUUGACGAGUGAUCUUGUACAGAGUCUUAAAAUCCACAUUUUCCCCUUAUAUUAAAAAAAAAACAAAAAAAAACAAACAAACAAAACAUCCAGAUGUCGAUUCGGCUCCUUACCCAAACCCGACCACAUUUCGUGAAUGUCCAAAGCGCCUUACGAUGCCAUGAUUGCGUACGUUUUUGUAUGUUGGGUUCCCUCUUGCAAUAGCAGAAUGAAAUGCCUUAUUGUGAAGACACUUCCCCUGAUUUUGUAACACGUUAAGACUCAGUACAAGAUGAUUUCCUUUCGUACUUUCUUUCUUUCUGUGUGUUGACUUAAAGUGGCUUCAGGCUGCAGUGUAGUAGAUCAUCUGUUUGUCGAUAUUCGGAGCACCUCUUCUUCUGCUUUUGUGCGACUAGAUUCAUCGUCGACUUUUUAAAGGACAGAAGUGUUUCUCACCGUCGCAGACAUCAGUUCAGUGGAUGCCGUAUGUAUAUUUACUGCUAACGCCUGCAUCCACCAUAUCAUGCCAUCAGUGGAAGUGACUGAGGACCAUGUUUUCAUUGUUUUUUCUUUGACUCCGGUGGGGAAGUUGACAUAUGAAGAAACCUAAUUUUUUUUUUUUUUCGAGGCUGCCAAUCAGAGUCAAAAAUCAAUUGUGAAAAAUGAACUUGUUUUUUUUUUCUCUGUUUUUUGCUUCGAUCACUGAGUCACACUGAUCACAUUGAUCAGUCUUGGAAACUAAAGACUGAGGAAAAAGAGGAAUGAGUGCAGUGUUUUCCACUGUGUUCUGUGACUACACACUAAUAAUUUCCUGUUUUUUCUUUUUGUUUUGUUUUUUUUUAAUUGUAAUUUUUUGUAAUGGCUGCAGAUAGAUUGUUUAUAAUUUGUUUGUAAUACAGUGGUGACAUGCAUCAUUCACUUUCAUUCAACUCUGAAGAUAAUGUGCAUAUUAGCGGGCCGAGUCGUCUUUUCGAAAAACAAAACGUUGCACAAAAAUGUACAAGCGUAAAGAUAAGUGUAGUAGGUAGAACUGCUACUCCGUUUGAUGUGUGAUGUCAGUGAGAAAUGUACAUUUAGCUGGUGAUGACCUUCUUUUCUUCUUCAUUCUUUCUUGUACUACUUUGACCUGUAUGUCUUUUAAAAAGACAAUUGGUGGAGUAUGUAUCAGUUGUUUUUGUAUUUUUAAUACAAUAAUUGUAAAUAUUGGUUAUAUUUUUGUUCAAAUGUACUAUGUUUAUGCCUCAACAUCCAGUUUAUAUGAAGCUGGGAAUCAAUAAAUACUGCAUAAAGAAUCAA